AUGACGACACAUGAUAGCAAGGAUAUUGACUUAUGGUCAGAAUGCACGACCGAUACGAUCCUCGAAGUAAGAACGAGUAAGAUGAAAAAGAUGCCCGGGCUCCAGAUUGAAAGCGGAAUCGACAAGUGUAUGUGCACCAACUCUGUGCGUGUGACCCGCUUAGGUCUCGACGGUGAUGAGCAUGAUCCAACCUUUCAUGGUGGGGUGGACAAGGCUGUCCAUGGGUACUGCAGUUCCCACUAUCUGGGUUGGCAGCGUGAGUACCCGUCCGCUGCAGGUCGUUUCCGCCCCGGGGGCUUCGGCGAGAACCUCGUCACGCGCCACUUGAAUGAGCGCAAUGUCUGCAUCGGAGACAAAUGGGCCGUGGGCGACUCUGUCGUACUGCAAGUCAGCCUCCCACGCCAGCCAUGCUUCAAGCUGAACCAUCGCUUCCAACUCAAAAACUUUGCGCCUAAGACGUUUCGAUCGAGUCGUACGGGCUGGUACUAUCGCGUCUUGGAAGAAGGAAACGUCAAGGCAGGAGACAGCAUGACCCUGAUCGAACGUCAGUGGCCCAAGUGGACUAUUGAACGAGUGCAAGAGUUUCUACAUCGGAACCAGGAGGACCUAGCGGCGAAUGAGGAGCUGGCGGCUAUCGAAGCAAUGGGCGAGGAGAGCCGCGGCGCCUUCCAGAAGAGAGUGGCGAAGGCCAAGGCGAGAGCGAAGCGCAAGGGGGAGACGGAACAGAGGGAAGUCUGGCGCGAGUACUACAUCGCUGAAAAGACGACGCAAACACCCCGCAUCGCGUCCUUUCUUCUCAAGCUUCGCGUGCCCAUUGACGAGGAGGAGCAACGGAUCCCCGACGGCGCCCAUGUGAAGCUCCUCCUCCCCAAUGACCUGCAACGGUCUUAUUCUGUCGUUUCGGGAAAUCAUCAGUGCUUUGAGCUAGGUGUUGCAUUGGAGGACGCCUCGCGAGGCGGAUCGAAGUGGCUUCACAGCGUCAUGCCCGGACCGGACGCUGUGGUACAGGUGGGCAGAUUCACAAACGACGUUCCCAACGCUAACGCGGCGAGCAACCACGUCUUUGUCGCUGGCGGAGUCGGUAUUACAGCGUUUCUGGCUUCGCUUGAGGCAUACCACAGCAUCAAUUACAACAUUGAGCUGCAUUACGCUGUGCGUUCGGCGGAUGAUGUGCCUUUUCGACAGCGCAUUGAAAAGUUAGGCGCCAGUGUCAAAGUCUACGACAAGUCCAAAGGCCAACGCCUGGACAUUCGCGAGAUUGUGCGAACGCUCAAGUGGAACAGCCAGCUGUACUUCUGUGGUCCGACUCGCAUGAUUGAGUCUGGUCGCAGAGCCGUCCAAGAAUUUGGCGUGGAUGAGAACGAGGUUCACUACGAAGCUUUCUCAGCAGACACCACAGGCGACCCAUUUGAUGCGGAAGUAUCCAAUCGAGCUGGUAAGAUCGUACAUGUGACUCAGGAAGAAACGCUUCUAGAGGUCCUGAAGAGAGAGUUUGGAGGUGACCAAGUGGAGAGCAGCUGCGAAGUGGGGAAUUGCGGAACUUGCAAGAUCAAUCUGAAGGAUGGAACAGUCGAGCACAGAGGCACGGCAUUGACGAAGGAGCAAAAGCUUCUCGCUCUUCCUGUCACAUCUAAGACCGUCAACGACACCACAUCGCGUACGCCCGAUAGCCAACAGGGAAAACAUAGUAAUAUGGCGACCGAAGAAACAGAGGAUGGCUUCACCGUCUUCCCAAUCCAAAUGCCGGCGGUGCCCUCGUGCCCCAUUACCGCCAUCCACGAAAUUCGACUUCGACGAAACACGCCCAAGAUCCCAACUGCCAUAGAUGGUCGGAGUCUCUUCCUGAAGAAUAUUCCAGUAGAUGCGUCAGAAGCACACUUUCGCGCUGUCUUCAGUCACCUCGUCGGCCCCGGCCGCUUCGAGAGCAUCGCCUUUGAAGGCGAGCGCAGGAGGCGGCUCGAGCUCAAUCCCGCCUCGGCUGCUAAGAUAUCUGCGCUCGUCAAAAAGAGGAAGCGCGAUGAACAGGAGCUCGAGGAGCACGCGCGCGAGGAGGAGUUGGCGCUGCUGCCCGAGACGUGGACGCGCAGGAUACACAAGAGCGGCGGCAGCGCCAUCGUUCUGAUGGCCGAUGAAAAGAGUGUCGACCAGGUGCUGAAGGCCAUUGGAAAGACCAAGAAGAAGAACAAGAUGCCUGUUUGGGGUGAGGGAGUUGCUAGCGACACACCCGAGCUAGGCGCACCGUGGGUUGCGGCGCACCUGCAGCUGUCGAGGGCUGACAAGGCGGCGACGCAGAAGUCGGUGCACGCCUUCUUCAACGUGUUCAAUCGCAAGGAGAAGGAGGCGGCUGAGACAGCCAAGAGACUGCGGAAUGAGCCAGAUGAGGAUGGUUUCGUCACCGUCACGCGCGGCGGACGCGCAACCCCCGCGACAAAGAACGAGGCCGAGGCGGCACGACAGAAGAUGGUCGACCGUGCGGCCAAGAAGAAGGACGAGACAAAGGACUUCUACCGAUUCCAGCUGCGCGAGAGGCGCAAGGCCGAGCAAGCACUGUUGCUGAAGAAGUUCGACGAGGAUAGGCAGAAGGUGCUUGCUAUGAAGGAGAAGAGGGGAAACUUUAGGCCAGAGACUUGA
Molecule: messenger RNA, 2631 nt
Organism: Verticillium nonalfalfae
Lineage: Eukaryota; Fungi; Ascomycota; Sordariomycetes; Glomerellales; Plectosphaerellaceae
Exons: 3
Coding region: 1-2631 (876 amino acids)
Molecular function (GO): molybdenum ion binding; oxidoreductase activity; 2 iron, 2 sulfur cluster binding
Source: RefSeq, a predicted model, not a curated record